UUGAAAAUUAGAGCUGAUCCUGAGGCUGAGCUGUUGACUUUCGUGUGUCUGAGCAGAGGAAAACACAAAAAUUUUCAGACCAUUUCUAUGUUGAAAGUAAAGUAUAAGUAAAGUAAAAGCAGGAUGGCUCCAAAGCGGCAAUACACCAUGAAGGAGGUCUUUGAAGAGUGUCAACAAGGUCUUCAUACACACAGCAAGUUGACGACAGCACUGCUAAAGAAUUAUCAGCAGGCCGAGGAUAAAGCAGCAUUCAAUGAUGAAUUUGCUGGAUACCUGAAGUAUUCGAUGAUCAUCUUCAAGCGGGAACCUGCGGUUGAACGGACCCUGGACUUUGCUGCAAAGUUUGCUGCGUCAUUUGGCGUUGAAGAAGGAAAGGAGAAUCAAUCAGAGGACGAAGCAACUUUUCUCACGUUCCUUUUUGAUUUUCUCUUGAAGUCUCACAAUGGGCGUGACCGUGCAGUGCGUUUCCGUGCUUGCCAGAUGAUCAACAAACUCCUGUCCAACCUAGGGGAGGAGGCCCAGAUCGAUGACGACCUCUACGACCGCAUCUAUCGCUGCAUGCUGGCCAGGGUCCAAGACAAGUUUCCUGCCGUGCGAGUCCAGGCGGUCAUGGCACUUGCUCGUCUCCAGGAUCCUUCUGAUCCUGACUGCCCAGUGAUUAAAGCAUACCUUUAUCUGAUGGAGAAGGAUGUGAACUUUGAGGUGAGGAGAACAGUCCUGUCCUGUAUCGCUCCUGCAUCCCAGACCCUUCCAGCCAUCCUGGAGCGAACCAGGGACAUCAAAGAUACUGUCCGUAAGAUGGCUUAUCAGGUUCUAUCAGAGAAGGUUCAUGUCAGAUCCCUCACCAUUUCACAGAGGAUCAAAGUCUUACAGUCUGGACUCAAUGAUCACUCAGACAUUGUCAAGGACAUCUGCUCUGGUAAGAUGCUUCAGAGCUGGCUGAGAGCCUUUGAUGGUAAUGCCAUUGAUCUUCUCAAGCGCUUGGAUGUUGAGAACUCCUGCACCACCGCAGAGCUCGCCCUGAAGACCAUUUUCGAGAAGGUUCCCAUCUCAGGAUUGGUGGAGGACUUUGAUCUACUGAAUGAAGAUCUUAUAAUACCAGUUGAGGAGCUGUCUUGUGAGGGUGUCUUAUACUGGCGCUGUCUUGUUGAACAUGUUCGAUCCAAGGGAGACGAUGUUCUGAUGGACAAGCUCCUCCCAACCGCCUCGGCUUUCUGCGACUAUGUCCUCAAAAACUGUAAUGAGAUAGAGACCAACGUCCAUAACAUGACGGCCGUGGAGAAUUCUUUGAGCAAGGAGUUUGUAGCCGAGCAUCUCCUCAAGAUGACCGCCAGCCUGGACCAGUCAGAUGAAGUUGGACGGAAGAAGCUUGACGGCCUUGUCCAAGACCUCCUGAUCGCCCCUCACGUGCCCCCGUCCCUCGUAGCUAUCCUCGUAACCCGUCUUAAAGAUUUCCAUAGCGAAGAUGAGGAACGGAUUGAGUUGAUGGCUCAGAUUAUAUCAGACAUCAGGGAACCGAUUACUACCGUGGAGAAGCCUGUAGCACCCGAGUUGAUUCGUCAGAGGGAACUCAAGCUUGCUAGCGUUCGGCUGGACCUUACCCAGGCCAGGGACGCUCUUGAAGAUUCCGUAGCCAACCAGGACUUUGGCCAGGCUGCUGAGAUGAAGAAGAGGGUCGAGGAACUGGAAUGCACCAAGAACUCCCUUCUUGAGGAAUCCCUGGUUAUGAACACCACACAAGAGAUUCGCACAGAGAAGAGUGAUCCAGAAACAUUGUUAAAGUGCCUGACGAUUGCAGCAGAGCUCAUGCAGCAUGUAUCGAUGAAGGAGCUUAACCCGACACUGCAGACUCUCUUCACUGUUCUGGUUCUCCCCGGUAUAACCAACGAGGAUGCAUCUGUCCGUAACAUGGCUGUGAAGUGUCUUGGUCUAGGUGCCCAGAUCAGCAGGGUUUUCGCUAUGCAGCAACUCCUGCUCCUCAUGCAGAUAUCCCAGGUAGAUCAGGAAACAGUCCAGGUAACGGCUCUCCAAGCGAUCUUUGACAUCGCCCAGACGUACGGCCUUGACAUCUUCACAUUGCCAGAGACCAGCUCCGAGAAACCUGAGGAAGGGAAGGACGAUGAAGAGGAAAAAGAGGAGGAGGAAGAAGGGGAAGGUACAACUAAAGACAAGGAGCAGUCUGCCCAGAGUGCAGCGAACAGCGCCCUCUCCAUUCUUACCAAGUUAUUGGAUUCGGAGAGCAAUGAGCUGCGCACCGUGUCUGCCGAAGGCCUGGCUAAGCUCCUUCUCUCUGGACGCAUCACCAGCCCCAAGCUGCUCUCCCGUCUCCUGCUGCUGUGGUACAACCCGACCACCGAGGAAGAUCAGCAUCUCAGGUCCUGCCUGGGUGCUUUCUUCCCAAUAUACUCGUUUGCAGGAAGGGUUCACCAGGAGUGUUGGGAGGAGGCUUUCCUGCUAACCUUGAAGACCCUCUUCAAUGCUCCAACCACCUCACCCCUGGCAGAGAUCAAUCCCAGCAAUGUAGCGGAGUUCAUGGUUCACCUCACAGAUCACACUAUGCUCAACGAUAAACAGGCCUCAGAUAUACAGGAGACAACUGUCCAUGACAAUCUAGCCUUGAAGCUGUGUAAUGCCAUCCUGAAGGACCCUUCUGCCCCAGGUACCCGGGUCUUGGCUAAGACACUCACCAUGCUGACUAUCAACGUGCAUAACAAGGUUCACCUUGCAGACAUCAAGGUCCUAGCUGAUAUGCUUCUAGACCAUGUUGAUGAGAAAGUUGCCCUGAGGCAAGUGGAGAAGUUCUCUGACAGCAUCGACAGCUUGUUAGGUGUGGAGAAUGUGGAUGAGGGAGAAAAGACAGAGGAUAGAACAGCUGCUGAGGGGGCAGACAUGUUGGAUAAGGAAAAUGAGGCUGGAGAGAAGGCUGAUGGAAAGAUGAACGAGACGGCUCGUAGUGUUGCCGCAGCUCAAGAGCUCUCUGAGGAUUGCAAGAAGGAGCUCGCUGCACAAGAACUGACGGGCAAGAAGAAGACCAGGGCUAGAGGCAAAUCAACCAAGACCCCUGCUGCUAAGAAGCCACUCAAGACUCCCAGUACUAGAGGCAGGAAGAAGGUAGUCAAAGAAGAAAUCACGAGUGACCAUGAGAAUGAAAGUGACUUGACAAGGUCAAAGGUGAAUGGUCGUGUCAGGAAUAUGUCUAAGCUUGCUGAAUUAGUAAUGUCUAGUGAUGACAGCGAUGCCGAGUUCCAAGGAAGAACGAGACAUUCCAAGAGAGACCAGGUUCUAAAGGUUCUCAACUUUGCUGAUGAUGACAGCUGUUAGACCACCAUCGCUCUCAACAUUUAUCAUGAGGGCAAUUUGAUAUUUGUAAUUAUCCUAUUUGUUAUCGUACAAAAAAAUCCUCGAGAGACAUUUGUAUAAAAUAUUUUUUCAUGCGCAGUCGGUAUUGCAUUCAUAAUUCAAUCUCUUGGGUUAAUUGAUAUUGAAAACGCUUUGAUAUUACCCCUUUCAUAUUGAGUAAAGUCAUUCGCAUGACUCUAGGAUACUCUUGAGUGUGAAAGGGCAUCUACGGCCGUUCUAUGCUGCUUUUGAGGCAAAAGCCUUUAUAUUCCAUCGACUUUGUACAGAAAAUAUUGCAAAUCUUUGUUGCUUGAUAUCUAAACAAGGCAUAACAGAUAAGAUGCAGCAUUGUGGUAGAAAAUGAACUUUGAGAUUGUAAGAAAAGUGAUCAUGAUCCUCAUUACAUUUAUUACGUUUGAAGUGAGUGUACAGGUGUGGAUACUGUGACAUACACGCUUUUUAUGUAAUCAUUGUAUUGGUACAUCUAAGUGGUGUAUUUAUGUAUUAAUGUAACAGAAAUGUACUGCAAGAAUGUUCAUGAUGAAAUGUAUGUCAAGUGAAUUUCAACCAUCUAUUUUGAUGCAAAUUAUUGAUCUUACUUUGGUAUUUGAUACAGAUAAUCGGUCUUAAAGUUGCUGCUAAUGGUUGUCUAUACAGUCCUGUCUGUAAUUUAUAUUGAUUCAAUUCAUUUCUUCUGCUUUCCAC
This is a messenger RNA of Lytechinus variegatus (green sea urchin), 4044 nucleotides long. Its product is annotated as condensin complex subunit 3-like. Lineage: Eukaryota; Metazoa; Echinodermata; Echinoidea; Temnopleuroida; Toxopneustidae. Gene Ontology annotation, biological process: mitotic chromosome condensation. The record is from RefSeq and is a predicted model, not a curated record. Gene Ontology annotation, cellular component: cytoplasm; condensed chromosome; condensin complex. Bases 124 to 3321 code for a protein of 1065 amino acids. The transcript is spliced from 22 exons.